UACCCGGAAGUAGGACCACGGAGCAACUGACAGUACACUAGCUCGUUAGCCAGCUAGCUUGGCUUCACUGACCUCCGCUCCCAAAAUGGCUGGUGUUCGAGCUUUGGGUGUUCUUUCUAGAUUCUCACUAAGAAGAUACGCUUACUUCACAGGCAGUCAGCAUCGUGCCUUCUCAGUCGCACCUGCCAUGCUUGCCCGCACCCAUGUGAACUAUGAAGUCAAGGGUGACGUUGCUGUUGUGCGCAUCAGUGACCCAAACUCUAAGGUCAACACCCUUUCAGUCCAAAUGCAAAAGGAAAUGACAGAAGUCAUGAAUGAGGUCUGGGCCAACGAUGCAGUUCAAAGUGCUGUACUCAUCUCUUCAAAGCCAGGAUGUUUCAUAGCAGGAGCUGAUGUCAAUAUGAUCCAAGGCUGCAACAGUGUGGAGGAGGUCACCAAACUAUCUCAGGAAGGCCAGAAGAUGUUUGAGCAGAUUGAAAAAUCUUCAAAGCCCAUUGUUGCCGCUAUUAAUGGUUCUUGCUUAGGAGGAGGUCUGGAGUUUGCCAUCGCCUGCCACUACAGAGUUGCUACAAAGAGCAAGAAAACAGUCCUUGGAACUCCUGAAGUCAUGCUGGGACUCUUACCUGGAGCUGGUGGAACUCAGAGACUCCCCAAAAUGGUCGGUCUCCCCAGUGCCUUUGACAUGAUGUUAACAGGAAGAAAUAUCAGAGCAGACAAAGCAAAGAAGAUGGGGCUUGUUGACCAUCUUGUAGACCCUCUAGGACCUGGUCUAAAGAGUCCAGAGGAGAGAACCAUUGAUUACCUGGAGGAAGUCGCGGUCGAAUGCGCCAGAGGAAUCGUCAACAAGAAAAUCAUUCUUCGUAAAGAGAAGGGCAUGAUGCAGAAAAUUCAGGACUACGUCAUGGGCUUUGGCUUUGUGCGGAAUCAAAUUUACAACACUGUCCACGGUAAAGUGAUGAAGCAGAGUAAAGGUCUCUAUCCAGCACCUCUGAAAAUCAUUGAUUGUGUAAAAACUGGAGUGGAACAGGGCCCUGCAGCUGGAUACCUGGCUGAGUCUCAGAAUUUUGGUCAGUUGGCAAAAACCUCAGAAUCAGCAGCACUGACUGGUCUGUACCAUGGUCAAGUAGCAUGUAAAAAGAACCGCUUUGGAACACCUCAAAGAGAAGUGAAGACUCUCGCAAUCUUGGGAGCAGGUCUCAUGGGAGCAGGUAUUGCCCAGGUGACAGUAGACAAAGGCAUGCACACAAUCCUGAAGGACACCACUGAGGCUGGAUUGGCCAGAGGAGAGCAGCAGGUUUAUAAAGGGCUGAAUGACAAGACCAAGAAAAAGAACAUUACGUCGUUUCAGAGGGACUCCAUUCUGUCCAACUUGACGGGUCAACUGGAUUAUAAAGGCUUCGAAAAAGCCGACAUGGUCAUUGAAGCUGUGUUUGAGGACAUUAAAAUCAAACAUGCCGUUCUGAAGGAGGUGGAGGCUGUCGUUCCCCCUCACUGUAUAUUUGCCACGAACACAUCCGCACUGCCAAUCAAGGAAAUUGCUGCUGCCAGCAAGAGGCCAGACAAGGUGAUAGGAAUGCACUACUUCUCUCCAGUCGACAAGAUGCAGCUCCUGGAGAUUAUUAGCACUGAGCAGACGUCAAAGGACACCAUAGCUUCUGCUGUGGCUGUGGGUCUGAAGCAGGGCAAAGUCAUCAUCGUGGUCGGGGAUGGUCCUGGUUUCUACACCACAAGGUGUUUGGCUCCAAUGUUGGCUGAAGCUGUGCGAGUACUUCAGGAAGGAGUUGACCCAAAGAAGUUGGACGGACUCACCACAAGCUUCGGGUUCCCUGUAGGUGCAGCCACGCUGGCUGACGAGGUCGGCAUCGACGUGGCUGCCCACGUGGCAGAAGAUCUCGGCAAAGCCUUUGGUUCUCGCUUUGGAGGUGGAAAUGUAGAAGUUCUGAAGACAAUGGUUGACCUAGGAUUCAAGGGACGCAAAUCAGGAAAGGGCUGCUACGUCUACCAGCCUGGACUGAAACGCAAAGAGGUCAACAGAGAAAUUGAUGAAGUCCUUCAGAAAUAUAGAAUGUCACCAAACCCUGCUGUUUCUUCAGACUCAGACGUCCAGUACAGGCUUGUUUCUCGUUUCGUCAAUGAGGCCGUGAUGUGUCUACAAGAGGGUAUUUUGAACAGUCCUUUGGAAGGAGACAUUGGUGCUGUGUUUGGGCUAGGAUUCCCACCAUGUCUUGGAGGACCUUUCCGAUUUGUGGACAACUUUGGUGCCGACAAGCUGGUGGAGAAGAUGAGAAGAUACGAGGCCGUUUACGGAAAUCAUUUCACUCCUUGCCAACUCUUACUCGAUCACGCCAACAACCCCAGCAAGAAAUUUCAUCAGUGACACAUUUACCAAGAGCGCCCUUAGUUCCAGAUUAGAACUUUCACCUUCACGAGUGGAAAAAAAAAAACAUUCUGAAACUGUAACCAGGGACCAGUUUAUUAGGUACACUUGGUAUUACUACCUGAUGUUCUGCACUUAAAUAACUAACUAAAAAUCGAUUCUAUCAAAUGAGUACAGUGGUAUCUACAGUAUGUCAGUUCAUGGUAUGCUCAUGCUAUGUGUAUCUAAUAAACUGGCAGCUGUGUAUAAUUUCUGUGGUUUUGUACUAUUAAAAUUAUUGAUUGACUAAAUCAUGUAUAGAGUGGGAAGAAUAUAAUGCCUUAUUAUUUACACACCACUUGUGUUGAGACACUAAAAGGGCAGAAACGUUGAAAAUAUUUUCCAACUUUGACAUGUUAUCGAUGAAUGUCAGCCUGUCCGCUCCAGCAAGUGUCUGUUUGUGUACAUUAAAAGAUUUUCUGGCCUGUAUGAGCGGUGAUGUAAAUGAUGUAAGCUUAAAUAAAGUUUUUUAGUUAUUGAACUAAAAAA
This is a messenger RNA of Cynoglossus semilaevis (tongue sole), 2905 nucleotides long. RefSeq names its product hydroxyacyl-CoA dehydrogenase trifunctional multienzyme complex subunit alpha b (gene hadhab). Gene Ontology annotation, cellular component: mitochondrion; mitochondrial fatty acid beta-oxidation multienzyme complex. Gene Ontology annotation, molecular function: NAD+ binding; enoyl-CoA hydratase activity; long-chain (3S)-3-hydroxyacyl-CoA dehydrogenase (NAD+) activity. Bases 86 to 2377 code for a protein of 763 amino acids. The record is from RefSeq and is a predicted model, not a curated record. Gene Ontology annotation, biological process: fatty acid beta-oxidation. Lineage: Eukaryota; Metazoa; Chordata; Actinopteri; Pleuronectiformes; Cynoglossidae. The transcript has 21 exons.